This is a messenger RNA of Ilex paraguariensis (yerba mate), 462 nucleotides long. NCBI's taxonomy places the organism in Eukaryota, Viridiplantae, Streptophyta, Magnoliopsida, Aquifoliales, Aquifoliaceae. The record is from the annotation of a GenBank genome assembly.
AUGGCUUCUUCUAGUGGGAAUUCUUCAGGGUCUACUCAGCUUCAGAACUCUGGUUCUGAAGAGGACUUGCAGGUUAUGAUGGAUCAAAGGAAAAGGAAGAGGAUGCAAUCGAAUCGCGAAUCGGCAAGGCGAUCCAGGAUGAAAAAACAGAAGCACCUUGAUGAUCUGAUGGCCCAAGUGACUCAGAUAAGGAAUGAAAAUAACCAUAUCCUCACAAGCAUGAACGUCACCACACAGCACUACCUGCAUGUUGAGGCUGAGAACUCUGUUUUGAGAGCUCAGAUGAUGGAACUGAGUCAGAGAUUACAAUCUCUCAAUGAUAUACUCAGUGUCAUGAACACAAACAAUGGGGUGUUUGAGACUGAUGAUGAUCUUCAGGCAAAUCCUGACACUUUCAUGAACAAUCCAUGGAACUUGAUGUAUCUAAACCAACCCAUCAUGGCCUCUGCUGAUAUGUUUUAG